Molecule: messenger RNA, 6445 nt
Organism: Electrophorus electricus (electric eel)
Lineage: Eukaryota; Metazoa; Chordata; Actinopteri; Gymnotiformes; Gymnotidae
Gene: dyrk1aa
Product: dual-specificity tyrosine-(Y)-phosphorylation regulated kinase 1A, a
Biological process (GO): peptidyl-serine phosphorylation; peptidyl-threonine phosphorylation; protein autophosphorylation
Molecular function (GO): ATP binding; protein serine/threonine kinase activity; protein serine/threonine/tyrosine kinase activity
Source: RefSeq, a predicted model, not a curated record
AUCUACGUCAUGAGGUCAUCCGGGAACUUAGCGGUUUGAUUGACAGUCGUCAUGGUAACGUUCUUACUCGGCUUCCAUUUUGUUCCUUACUUUUUCUUCCGUCAAAUAUUUGAGGUGUGAUUGCUGUUACGGAUAUUAAUCGACGCGAACAAUUCAAAUCCAUUUAGAUACCAAUUAAAUGCAUAUGAGGUUGUAGUCCGAAUGAAGUAGAUAACUUUAGUUCGAUUGCAGGAGCUAAAGCGGUUGGUCAUGUCUGAGGUCCGCCGGGCCGGUCCGCUGCGCAGGUUUGGAACGCGCGCCAUUUUGUAAAAUUUACACAAAAAAGGAAGAAGUAGCUAGAUGAUGAUGAGAUCUCCCCCAAGAGAUGCAGCUAGUUCGCCGCCAGUUAAAAGGUUAUUUUCGGUAAAUAUGCAUUUCAAAUCCGUGUGUCUUGUAACGUUAUUACGUGACGAGCGUCACUGACAGCUGAUGCCUUCUCGGCGAGGGUCAAAAUGUAGCUGUAUUUCUGUGCCCAGAUCGGAUAAGUUUGUGUUGACGGAGGUUUUGAGAUGACGGAGAGGCGCUGUUGAUUUGGAAAGGAGUUGACACAAAGUCAAACGACUCAGGGUUGAAGCUUCGUCGGACAAUUUAUUUACACCGGAUCGUAAAAGAAGACAUUGGAUUUCUCACGAGAAUCGUUUUUAAACAUAUGAGAAUAUUUUCUCUCAUCCACAGAGGGACACGUAGCAACAAGAUCCACACCAAUGAUUGUGCAAGUUGAAGAUAAGUCAGAACAUCAAACGUUGAUAGACCCUGUUGAGGCAUCAGGGCUGUUCUCCUGUAGAAACCACUUGGAAGUUGGUUCAGUGGGCUGUGGUUUGCAGAUGGACUCCCUUGCCAGGAUGAUAUGAGACUUGCCAGAGGACGAUGCAUACAGGAGGAGAGACCUCAGCAUGCAAACCCUCAUCUGUACGGCUUGCUCCUUCGUUUUCGUUCAAUGUGGCAGAUGUGCAGAUGGCUGCGCAGACGCCCCAUUCUCACCCGCCGUUCAGUGACGGCCACCAGGCGAGCGCUGACCCGCCGGCACCUGUGCUGCCCUACGGCCCACAGGGCCCGCAGCUCGCCACCACCCAGGUGACUGCUGAUGUGGUGAUGUUACAGAGGCGGAUCCCCCAGUGCUUUCGGGAUCCGUCCACAGCUCCCUUAAGAAAACUCUCCAUUGAACUGAUCAAAACCUACAAACACAUCAACGAGGUUUACUAUGCAAAAAAGAAGCGGCGUCACCAACAGGGCCAAGGGGAAGACUCCAGCAACAAGAAGGAGAGGAAGAUUUACAAUGACGGUUAUGACGAUGACAACUUUGACUACAUUGUUAAAAAUGGCGAGAAAUGGAUGGAUCGCUAUGAGAUUGAUUCUUUGAUAGGCAAAGGGUCCUUUGGACAGGUCGUGAAGGCCUAUGACCGCUUGGAACAGGAGUGGGUUGCCAUUAAGAUCAUAAAAAAUAAAAAGGCUUUUCUAAACCAAGCACAGAUUGAAGUACGGCUCCUGGAGCUCAUGAACAAACAUGAUACAGAAAUGAAGUACUACAUAGUCCACCUGAAGCGUCACUUCAUGUUUCGGAACCACCUGUGUCUGGUGUUCGAGAUGCUGUCCUACAACCUGUACGACCUGCUACGCAACACCAACUUCCGCGGCGUCUCACUCAACCUGACACGCAAGUUCGCGCAGCAGUUGUGCACGGCGCUGCUCUUCCUGGCCACACCCGAGCUCAGCAUCAUCCACUGUGACCUCAAGCCCGAGAACAUCCUGCUCUGCAACCCCAAGCGAUCCGCCAUCAAGAUCGUUGACUUCGGCAGCUCCUGUCAGCUGGGCCAGCGGAUAUACCAGUACAUCCAGAGUCGGUUCUAUCGCUCUCCGGAGGUGCUUCUGGGUAUGCCCUAUGACCUGGCUAUAGACAUGUGGUCCCUGGGCUGCAUCCUGGUGGAGAUGCACACUGGAGAGCCUCUGUUCAGUGGAGCCAAUGAGGUGGACCAAAUGAACAAGAUAGUGGAAGUUCUGGGGAUCCCUCCCAGCCACAUAUUAGAUCAGGCGCCAAAGGCGAGAAAGUUCUUUGAGAAGAUGUCUGACAGCACAUGGUGUGCAAAGAAGACCAAAGAUGGAAAACGGUAUAAGCCAGCGGGCUCUCGCAAGCUGCACAACAUCCUGGGGGUGGAGGUGGGCGGCCCGGGUGGGCGGCGGGCAGGCGAGUCAGGCCACGCUGUCGCCGACUACCUGAAGUUCAAAGACCUGAUCCUACGGAUGCUGGACUAUGACCCGAAGAGCCGCAUCCAGCCGUACUACGCGCUGCAGCACAGCUUCUUCAAGAAGACGGCUGACGAGGGCACCAACACCAGCAGCAGCGUGUCCACCAGCCCGGCGCUCGAGCAGUCUCAGUCCUCCGGGACCACCUCCAGCACUUCCUCCAGCUCGGGAGGUUCUUCUGGGACGAGCACCAGUGGGCGUGCCCGCUCUGACCCCACCCAUCAGCACCGGCUCAGUGGAGGCCACUUCAGUGCUGCAGUGGGCAUGGACUGCCACAACCUCUGUCCUCAGACGAGGCAGGCAUUCCCCGGGCUGGGCUGGGUGGGUGGAGAUGGCCUCCAGCAGGCUGCCGGAGAGACCCACCCCGUCCAAGAGACCACCUUCCAUGUGCCUCCCCACCAGCCCAAGCCUCUGCACCCCCAUGGCUCCCACCACCACCACCACCACCACCACCACCACCACGGCCAGCACGGGCAGGGCCCGGCGCGUCCGCGCCCCAGACUCUACUCGCCCUCGCACAGCGCCUCCACCCAGGACUCCAUGGAGGUUUCGCAUGGCCACCUGUCCAUGACCUCCCUGUCUUCCUCGGCCUCCUCCUCAUCCACCUCCUCGUCCUCCACGGGGAACCACCACCAGGCUUACCAGAGCCGCCCGCUGGCGCUCGGCCUGGCCUACAGCCACCCGGGUGGCAUGAGCCUCGGCCUGGGCGCCUUCUCCAACCCACGCCAGGAGACGGGCUUGGCGGGGAACCCAUCCUACCCGCUAGCCACGAACUCUGGCGCGGGCCACUACAUAGCAGAGACUCACAUGGGCCUGCAUCAGGGCCUGGAGCGUGAGGACUCCCCCAUGGCUGGCGUGUGUGUGCAGCCGAGCUCCGUGGCCAGCUCCUGACUACGCUGAGGACACUUACCCCUACCACCCACCCUCCAUGUGUGUGUUUUUAAAAAAAAAAACAACAAAAAAAAACGCUGGUGUUUUUUCAGAAGUGCAUAGAGAUUAAAAGCUGCUGUAAAGAGAAGGGAAACGCUGACUGACAGUCUAGCGCCAAGCUUGGCGCACAAGCGUUCGAAGCUCCCCUCUGCUCACUGCUGGAGGCCUACGUUUCAGUCAGUUACCAGUUUUUUGCUUGGAACGUUUUUCAAGUGAAAUUUGAUUUUAUUAUACAAAGGAGAAAAAAAAGGUAUCAUACAUUUUCACCUAUUCCUUUUCACUCAGCUCGUUUUAAUUGCUUGUUAACAUAUGCACCUUCCUGACAGCCGUGAGAUUAGGUUUCUGUUUUAGGUCUGGGAGAAAGGUCCAGCGGUCGGGGAGACGUCGGCCUGUAGUCACCAGUAAUGCAAUGCGGCAAAAUCCCACUGUCAUGUCCAACGGUUCCGCUUUCAGAUGCCAUUUUUGUUUGCUUUCUCAGCAGGUGUGCUUUUUUGACCGCUUUCUCCUUCACGUUGUGCAAUUCACUGCUUUGAGUUUAGCUUUCUGUGAAGCAGCAUUAGAAAUGAUGUGCUGUGUGUGUCCCUCCUGCAGAGGGCACCAUGUGUGAGUCUCUCCCCCAGAGAGCGCAGUCUGCGAGUCUCUUCCCCAGAGGGUGCAGGUUGCAAAGCUCUAUGCCCUAGAGGGCGUAGUUUGUGAGUCUGCCUUAGAGAGCUGUGUGGGUCCCAGAGCAGCAUUGUGCUGGUAUUCUGUUUGGUGAAGAGCUCUAGUGAGCAGUGGAGUGGGCAGAAGCCUGGUACUGGGUGGUGGUGGACAGCAAGUUUGAAAUAUGGCCUUAUCACGCACUGAAUGAAGAAAAGCUGGACAUUACCCUUAAUGUGGGGGGAAAAAUAGCUUUCCUGUAUUUUUGAAGUCUGGAAUACACUUAAGUCUUUACACAUGAGAAAUAGGAAACAGAGUAUGAGAAUGGAUAUUUGAGGCCUUCCUUACCUAGAAAUCUACUAUUUGGGAGUCGUGUGGGUUUUUUUGGGGGUAUUUUUUUAUUUUAUUUCAUUUUAUUUUUUUGUUUUUUUGGGGGAUUUUUUUUUUUUUCUUUUUUUUGCUGGGCCUUGUGAAUUCACACAUUUAGUGUUGCAAGUUGAAUGGAAUCAGCUACUGCUGUGUCCCGUAGUGCUUUGUUUGUUUGUUUGUUUCCCACUCGCUUUUUCUUCUUUGCUUUGUUUUAAUUUUGUUGUUUUCAGCAUGAUUUGCUUUGAGCCUCUGCACAUUUUUAUUUUGUGUUCACCCUGGAAAUCUUAAAAUGCAGAUGUUUGUGUGACCUGCUUUUUAUUUUGCCUCACAAUUAUGCUGUGAAUUUUAGGAGAGUUUAAUUUCCCUCUUGAUAAUUUAUUGUACCAAAGCAGUUUUUUUUAUAGCACAUAGAUGUCUGUAACCAAUAAUGUAGCAGUUGUGCACUUUGAAACAAGGUGUAUCAGACCUUUUUUUUAAUGUCAGUAAAAUGGCUGUAUCUAUUGCUUUAUCAAUACUGGAACUGUUGUUUAAUGCGGCAUAUUUACUGAGCGCUGGAUCCCGAACAGUAUCAGUUUUAAUUCGUUUUUUUGGUUGUUGUUGUUGCUGUUGUUGUUGCUGUUGUUGUUGCUGUUGUUGUUGUUGCUUUGUUUGUUUGUUUUUGUUUUUCGUGAGUAGAUUUUAGUUUGGCUUUGCUCUGUGAGAUAGAGGGAGGGUUGAUGCCUGUGCUCUUGGCUGCUCUCUGGGUUCCAGAGCUUCAUGGUAGAUGGUGACUGUCUAGACGCGAGAGCUCUGUCCCCUUUGCCCACACAAGGUGCGAAACGAGGAGUGGCAGACCGCGCGUCCAAUCAGAUGGCCGGCUCCGCUGCCUUAAGUGCCCAGCGCCCGCCACUCUCCCGAAAGAAACGACUCCGCUGCAGUGUCUGCAGGCUCAGCAAGGAGGGCGUGGCUUCGGGUUCUGGUCUGGCCCCUCUGUGGGCUUGGACAGAAAAGGCUCAGCACCAGCUCUCAAUAAGUUGGACAGGGGCGGGGGGGGGGGUUGACAUGCGUGAGAACACAGUCUGGUCAACAGAGUCAUCUUUCUGUCUCGUGCUCUAUUACUUUCUCCCUUUUUGCUGAAGGUAUCCUCAUAUGCCUCUCUCUCUCUCUCUCUCUCUCUCUCUCUCUCUCUCUCUCUCUCUCUGUGUGUGUGUGUGUCUCUCUCUCUCUCUCUCUCUCUCUCUCUGUCGCACUCUUUCUCUCUUGCUCUCUCCAUGUGAGCGUGAUCAUGCCUAUAAAUACAAGGUAAAUGCUCCUAUAGGGUUCUUAUUCUUGGCCAGCAGCAGAGGACAGCUAACGGGAGGAGUCCAUGAAACCCAGGCUUCAGGUGUUUACUUUGUGACCCCAUUUUAAUAGCUGAAAUAGAAUUUAUGUACAUAUUUAUAUUUUUUUAAUAAAGGAAGUUUAGAACUCACUACUUUUUUCCUAAUGGUAUUUUGAGUACAUUUAAGUCAGCUUGGUGACCAUGCAGUGGAACUCUGUGGUAGUCAAUGGGUAUCAGUGCUUCCAGCCCAAAGUAGUUGACAAUGCCAGUACAAAUGCAAAACUCUAGGGUUUAAAUCUAACAGGAGAGUAGAUAUUCAUACCUUAAAUAUAAUAGACAGGGUAUAGUGUGUGGAUGUGUGUCUACAAUCCGAAUGGCGGCAGUGUUUUCAUAUAUUCGUAUACAUAAGAGAUUAUGUAUGCCUAGUACAGGAAAUAUUUUUGUUGUGUUAAUUUGGCACAAGUUUCAAUAAAUGGGUCCAUGUGAAACUGGAAAGUAGGCUAUUGCUGGAGGUGCGCGUGUCAAAGUGCACAGCGGUCGUUUACACAGUCCGAACCGUCGCAUCCUUGGUGAACGUCAACUCUUGACUACAAGUCCCACAACCGCAACUCCCCCAGGACGAGCGUGAAGCCCCACUGCGGCUUUCCCCUCCCUGCCCUGAUCCCUGACCCCUGACCCCCCCACCCCCACCUCAGGCCUCCAUGCCCACUCGAGUCUCCAGCCCCUUCUCCCUUUGGUUCCAGGACAUCUGAUGUGCACUGCUGAGCUGAACAGUGUGACAAGGAGAAGUACCUUUUAUCCACAGAUUGUACGAUCAGGACUUUCUGUGUAAAGUAAAAUGUUACUGAGAGGCAGAAAUGGACAAACCCUUUGUACUAUAUUCAAGCGGUCUUAUGUAUGACAUAAAAAGAAAAGUUGCUUAACUUU